GUCUGAUACUAAAAAUAUUACUUGUUUACUUGUUUGAACAGAGUACUGUGGCAAUCUAGUUUAACCUAUUUACGUAUUUGUUUAUUCCCCACUGAAGAGCAACAGUACCAUAUUUCUAUGUCAACCACGAUUUUAAAAUCCGGAACUUGAAAAACUGGUAUCGCUCUAAUCUGAAGUAGCAAUCGAAUAGGAUGUCGGUAGCUCGGAGUAAAGUUUUACUCUGUAAAGCCAAGGCGCAAGGAGAAUCAGCGGAAGGGGAGAAAAGCUAUGCAACGGUUCUCGAAUCAGCAGGAUUUUCAUGCACGCAACUAUCCGUUUUACGAUUCGAAUUUAGCAAUCUUGAGGAGCUGCGGGUUCUCCUUGUUCAAAAUUUGCACUCAGGUUUGAUUCUCACGAGUCCUCGCAGCGCAGAAGCUGUGAAACUUUCUCUCGAACAGGGAGAAGCGGGGUCAGAGUCGAUCUUUAGUAAUAUUUGGAAAAAUCUGCCCAUCUACUGCGUAGGUGCAGCGACUGAACAAGUGGCUAGAAACAUUCUCGGCUUACAAAGUUGUUGUGGUUCUGAAACCGGUAAUGCCGAAGAGCUGGCCAAGUUCAUAAUAAACGAAAUGCAAUCUGCAAGGAAUAAUGCUGAAGUGAGGCCACUUUUGUACCCCUGCAGUGCUAUUGCAAGAGAUACCAUUACGACUACACUCGAAGCUGCUCGUAUACCUUUGCAGAAAUUAACUGUCUACAAAACUCUACCCAGCAAAACGUUAGAAACAGAUUUAAGCGAUAUCUUUGGCCAUUCGCUACCAGAGUAUCUAGUUUUUUUCAGUCCCUCUGCUGUGAGGUAUGUUACAAACGUUAUCAAGCGAAACAGACAGGAAAAAUCAAUGGAAGAAAUCAAAUUUGUAGCUAUUGGUCCUGUGACUGAACAAGCUCUUGUCGAUGCUGGCUUAAAAGUAUCCGCAACUUCUCGCCAACCUGAUCCUGUUGCGUUAUCAAAUGCGCUUCGGAAUAUGUUGGUUACAAGUUGACUAGGAGAGCUGUGGUUCUAAUUUUCUUGUACUUUAAUGAACUACAGGAAGUUCUACAAAGACCACAUUUUUUAUUCUGACGAACGCUCAUCCACUAAAAUUAUCUCAUGUAAAUAGAAUUCUCUAUGAUUAUUGGCACGCAGAGUGGGUAAUUUAAUAAGUUAUUGAUUUCUUAAGGUGUAUAUUGGUAAUAUAGGUAUAUCGGCAGGUUGUCUACAAGUUUAUUCGAAUCACAAUCAUCCACAUAUUCUAAAACAGUGCUGUAAUAUACAGCAAAAUUCAGACGUAAUAAU
Molecule: messenger RNA, 1309 nt
Organism: Diprion similis
Lineage: Eukaryota; Metazoa; Arthropoda; Insecta; Hymenoptera; Diprionidae
Gene: Uros1
Product: uroporphyrinogen-III synthase-like
Exons: 3
Coding region: 192-1016 (274 amino acids)
Biological process (GO): uroporphyrinogen III biosynthetic process
Molecular function (GO): uroporphyrinogen-III synthase activity
Source: RefSeq, a predicted model, not a curated record